Messenger RNA from Pyricularia oryzae 70-15, 3444 nucleotides. RefSeq lists its product as uncharacterized. Gene Ontology annotation, molecular function: transmembrane transporter activity. Bases 332 to 1819 code for a protein of 495 amino acids. Gene Ontology annotation, biological process: transmembrane transport. The transcript is spliced from 6 exons. The record is from RefSeq and is a predicted model, not a curated record. Lineage: Eukaryota; Fungi; Ascomycota; Sordariomycetes; Magnaporthales; Pyriculariaceae.
CUGGGAAUUGGGGCAAAGAACAAAGAAGAGAGAGAAUAACGUCCAUACCAUCCCUCCAUCGGUACCUGGAAUUAGUAAAUGGGUGGAGAUUUUUUUUAUUCUUUUUGUACCUGCUCGACUUAUGGUUUGAUCGACCCUGAACUGCAUACAUAUAUUGAUUUUAAUCUACUUUUUUUUUAUCUGAGUUUGUCACGGCCAAAGUCUCGCUGUUGGCGAGUCAUCGUUACCCCGAGUUUUCAGAAGCCUUAAAAGCCCUCUCUCCUUUUUAUCCACGGGCCGUCGACGAUUCGGAAUUGCGGCUCAACUUUUCCCACUAAAAACGACUGUUCAGAUGACAGACCCCUCGGUCCCAGCGCCGGCCGUAUCGGCCGAUGCCACCAAAGACGAGACGACUGCCGUCCAGCCCCAACAUUCACGGCCACCAUCACCUGAAGUUGUGGAGGAGAAGGAAUUCAAAGAAGGUGGUUAUGGAUGGGUUAUUGUGCUCGCCGUGCAUCUCCUGAAUGCUCACACAUGGGGCAUCAAUGCAUCCUACUCUGUGUUCCUGGCCUACUACCUGCGCUCUGGUGCUUUUGCGGGAGCAAGUCCUAUAGCAUAUGCAUUCGUUGGUGGACUCAGCAUCUCGAUAGCCCUCGGUAUAUCCCCAAUCGCCACCAUCUCGGUACGCGAAUUUGGAACGCGCAACACGCUCCUGCUUGGUAGUGCCAUUAUAACCAUCGCAUUCAUCGGCGCCUCCUUCACCACCCAGAUGUGGCAGCUCGUCCUCUCCCAGGGCAUCGCCUUUGGCCUCGGCAUGGGUUUCACCUUUGUGGCAUCGGUCGGUGUGGUCCCGCAGUGGUUCGUCAAGCGUCGCUCGCUCGCCAACGGCCUGGGGGCCGGCGGGUCGGGCAUGGGCGGGCUCAUCUACUCGCUCGCGACCAACGCCAUGAUCAAGGACCUGGGCCUGUCCUGGACGUUUCGCGUCCUGGCGCUGAUCGUGCUGGUCGUCAACUGCAUCUCUUCGGUGCUGGUCAAGGACAGGAACAAGGAGCUCGGCACGGUGCAGGUGGCCUUCCACAAGGACCUGUUCAAGCGCCCAGAGUACUACCUCCUCAUAGCAUGGGCCUUUUUCAGCAUCCUGGGCUACACCAUCACCGUCUUCUCCCUGUCCGACUACUGCCAGACUGUCGGCUUCACCGCGACGCAGGGCUCCGUCGUCGCCGCCCUGUACAGCAUGUCGCAGGGGAUAGGGCGGCCAAUCAUCGGCCACUUUAGCGACUCGUGGGGCAGGAUCAACGUCGCCGCCAUCGGGACCCUCAUAUCGGCCGUUGCGUCCUUUACGCUCUGGAUUUUCGCCGGGCCUCACUUUGGUGGAGUCAUCGUCUUUGCCCUUCUGGGCGUCUUUACCGGAAUCCUCUGGGCCACCAUCGGUCCCGUUUCCGCCGAGGUGGUCGGGUUGGAGCUCUUGCCGUCGGCUCUGUCCGUCAUCUGGCUGGUCCUCGCCGUGCCGGCCACGUUUGCCAUGGUCAUCGGAGUGAGUCUCCGAGUUCCGGGCCCCGGCGGAUAUUUAUUUGUGCAGGUGUUUGUUGGGUUGAUGUAUUUGUUUGCGUUUACAUCAGCGUGGUUCCUGCGAGGCUGGAAGCUGUGGCAGUUGGAGAAUCUGGACAGGAACAAGAGCCGAGGGGCCGGAGUGAUGCGCAACGACGACGCAGCAGUGACUGGAGACACAGGUGUUGAUGCGACCUUGCCAGGUGGUGAUCAGCAAACGUCGAGGGAGAAGGAAACCCUGGCGGCGUACCUGAUGCGAGGGAAAUGGAUCAUAUCUACAAAAGCUGUGUAGAAACUUCCACCCCCAAUGCUAGGGCCGGAGAAGAGAUGCUUUUCACACAUCUCCAUGAUUCUCGACACCGUAUGUAUGCAACCGCAUAUAAUGGCGCCAAGAUGUUUGCAACGACAAGUCAAGAGAGGCUUCCUUUGACAAGGCGUCGAUUUCUGUAGCAUCGAUCGUCACUGUAAGCUUGUAGCUCGGAAGAAUUCCCCACGCACUUUACACAAAUUCCAAAAUGGGUCCAGGAGAGUCGUCGUCGUCGUCGUCAGACUCUAGUCCGAGAUACUCCUUCAACUCCUUUCGCAAGUGCCUCCGAUACGGCAACAGCGCAACCAUAGACUCCAGUCUCCGGCGGCUCGCCUCCUCACGAGCUUCAUUGGUAUCUACACCAAGCCGCCUCGCAAGGCCCACAAGCCUCACCAAAACGUGGUGGUGCUCGCGUCUGACCGCUGGCAGCAGCGCCUCGGCCACAUACGGGGUUAGCAUCUUUUUGAGAACCCGACGGUCGUAGGUCCCCUCGUAAGCAGCCAACACCGCUUCCAAGACGCGCAGCGAGCCACCCAUCGCCGCCUUGUGCAACACGGACAUGUUCCAAACCGCCUGGCGCCUCCAGCUCUCCGGCAGCGGCCUGCGGUAUGAAAGCCGCAAUAAAGUGUUUUAGAAGCCGCUGCAUUGGUUAACAUCGCAACGAGGUCGGAUGCUUCGUCCUGUGGUAGGGGCAGGCGGUGGACGAAGUCGAGUACAGCCGGACUUCCCGGCCCGGUGGCGUCGAGGGCACUUCGCAAGAGGCCUGGCGUGGCUCCGAAGUCCACGGUGUUGGGGUUCAAGGGGUAGGAGGACUCUUGGUCGCCAACAAGGAGGAAGCAGAGGGUGCGAAGGUUUCCGGCUACUGCGGCGCACCUGACUGGGUUGGGGAAGCCAUUGGUCCUCUACGAAGUGGUACUAUUGGAAUUUAAAUCUUUCCUCUUUCUUCUUGUAACCUUUUGUCGGGGUAGCAAGCUCAACUCACAUACGUCGUUCUGGGCUUGUUGGUAUCUUUUGCCACCGCCGCGAGUCGUCAUGGUCAUCAUCCACAACAGCACCGACAUCAGCCAGACGUGACCGUCAAUGUUCAACUAGCGGGACAGCCUUACCUACCACCUUUUUAGGAAAUUACAAACUGGCUCUAUCGCGAGCCCGCAGUUGCCAGAUUGGUAACAGAAUUUCGUUUCCAGGUCUGCAUUAGGUAACAAAGGUUAAAGUUGGCCUUUUUGAAGUGGCAUUCUCUACUAAAAGCAGGGGACAAGUCUCGUAUGGCCCAAUCGCUAGAUUCCUCUUGUGUGUUACAAGCUCGUUUACACUUACAGCUUAGAGUCAUCUAUUCUUGCGUCCUUCGCCAGCUCAACAGCCAUGUCAGCCGCUCUGUGAAAGUCAUCAAACACAUAAACCCCAUCCAGCCCGCUCUCAGCAAGCAAUGCCUGUCCUUCCUUCUCCCGCGUGCCUCUGAUCCGCACAACUAGAGGCACAGCCGCUCUGCCAGUGCCUUGACCGCACACCGCUCCCCCUUGACGCAUCUCCUUCAGCGCCAUGAUGAGCCCCUCGGCAAUGACAUCCCCCCUGAUUAUGCCGCCAAAUAUGUUUACAAAAACCACCCUGAC